AUGGCCACACCAACGCACUGCGUCAUGAACGGCGGAACCAUGCAGAAUGGUACGGCCGCGGUGGUGGACACGGCGCCGCCCCAGAGAAACUUCCUCGACGGUGAGGAAUUUCGGCGCCAGGGUCACCAGGUUAUCGAGUUCAUUGCCGAGUACUAUGGACGCAUAGGCGACUACCCCGUUAACCCCAGGGUUACCCCUGGGUUCCUGCGCAACCGGCUCCCGGCUGACCCGCCGUCGCGCCCGGAGCCGGACGCCUUCAGCUCGGCGCUGGAGGACAUCCGCGACGUCAUCCUCCCCGGCAUGACGCACUGGCAGAGCCCUCGCCACCUUGCGCACUUCCCGGCGUCAAGCAGCACCGUGGGCGCCCUCGGGGAGGCGCUCGCUGCAGGCAUCAACGUCGUCCCGUUCACGUGGGCCGCCUCGCCGGCCGCCACCGAGCUGGAGAUGGUGGUGGUGGACUGGCUGGGGAAAGCGCUGCACCUGCCGGAGAGCCUCCUGUUCGCCGGUGGCGGCGGGGGUACGCUGCUGGGCACCUCGUGCGAGGCCAUACUGUGUGCUGUGGCGGCGGCGAGGGACCAGAAGCUGGCGGAGGUGGGCGGGAAGAGAAUCGGCGACCUGGUGGUGUACUGCUCCGACCAGACCCACUUCGCGUUCCGCAAGGCCGCACGCAUCGCCGGGAUCCAGCGUGAGCACUGCCGCGAGAUAGCAACAUGCCACGACGACAUGUUCGCGAUGUCGCCCACGGAGCUGCAAGCCUGUAUCCAGGCGGACGUCGACGCCGGGCUGGUGCCGCUGUUCCUGUGCGCGACGGUGGGGACGACCCAGACGACCGCCGUGGAUCCCAUCGGAAAGCUGUGCGCCGUGGCGUCGAAGCACGGCGUGUGGGUGCACGUGGACGCGGCCUACGCUGGGUCGGCGCUGGUGUGCCCGGAGUUUGGCGACGUGAUGGAGGGCGUGGAACUGGUGGAUUCGUUCAGCAUGAACGCUCACAAGUGGCUCCUGGCCAACAACGACUGCUGCGCGAUGUGGGUGAAGGAGCCGCGCGCGCUGGUGGCGGCGCUGGGGACGGAGCAGGAGUACAUCCUCCGGGACGCGGCGUCGGAGGGGCACGAGGUGGUGGACUACAAGGACUGGACCAUGACGCUCACCCGCCGAUUCCGGGCGCUCAAGCUGUGGCUCGUGCUGCGCUGCUACGGGACGGACGGCCUGCGCGAGCACAUCCGCUCGCACGUCCGCAUGGCUGAGGGGCUGGAAACCAUGGUGAGAGCUGACGCGAGGUUCGAGGUGGUGACAACCAGGAGGUUCGCGCUGGUGUGCUUCCGCCUUCGGCCGCUUCAGAGCAUAGGCGGCGAGAAGACGGCCAAUGACAUCAACCGUGCCCUGCUAGAGCAGGUGAACGCGGUAAGCUUGGGCCCCUACGUCAGCUCCGCCAAAGUUGGUGGCAUGUACUUGCUCAGGUGCGCCGUGGGAAGUACACUGACGGAGGAGCGGCACGUCAAGGAUGCGUGGAGGGUCGUCCAGGAUCAGGCAUCAGCAAUCCUUGCUAAAAUGGAAAGGUUAUACAAGGAUCUACUCCAACUUCCUUAUCCCUCCUAUUAA
This is a messenger RNA of Lolium rigidum, 1599 nucleotides long. Its product is annotated as tyrosine decarboxylase-like. Gene Ontology annotation, molecular function: pyridoxal phosphate binding; carboxy-lyase activity. NCBI's taxonomy places the organism in Eukaryota, Viridiplantae, Streptophyta, Magnoliopsida, Poales, Poaceae. The record is from RefSeq and is a predicted model, not a curated record. The transcript has a single exon. Gene Ontology annotation, biological process: amino acid metabolic process. Bases 1 to 1599 code for a protein of 532 amino acids.